Molecule: messenger RNA, 165 nt
Organism: Trichoderma citrinoviride
Lineage: Eukaryota; Fungi; Ascomycota; Sordariomycetes; Hypocreales; Hypocreaceae
Exons: 2
Coding region: 1-165 (54 amino acids)
Source: RefSeq, a predicted model, not a curated record
AUGAAGACGACGUUCGCACUCGCCCUCCUCUCCACAGCGCUCUCCCUCGUCGCGGCAGACAUCGUCAUCACCCCCAUCUUCGAGGACCAGAUCGUGCAGAAGCAGGCGGGCGACUGCUUCUUCGGCGUCGUCACGCCCCAGGGAUGCGGACCGAGGCGAGGAUGA